Messenger RNA from Neltuma alba, 795 nucleotides. Its product is annotated as serpin-ZX-like. The annotation marks the transcript as partial. Lineage: Eukaryota; Viridiplantae; Streptophyta; Magnoliopsida; Fabales; Fabaceae. Gene Ontology annotation, molecular function: serine-type endopeptidase inhibitor activity. The transcript has 2 exons. The record is from RefSeq and is a predicted model, not a curated record.
AUGCGGUUAAAUCUCCUUCAUCUGAGGAACCGGCUUUUCAUCACUCCAUGGCUAGAAAGGAGUGUCCUUUCCUUCUCCUUCUGCCCAUUUUCGGCGAACCAAACGGCUUCUUACGGCAGCAGAAGCAAAGCAGGUGGGACGAAUAAAAAACGUCCCACCGUAUUCCACAAAUCGAUGAUGUUCGGAAACCAUCUGCUUGUGGACGGAGAAAUGGACGAAAACAGGGUGCUUUCACCCUUGUCCUUCCAAGUGGUGCUCAGCCUCCUGGCCGCUGGCUCCGGCGGCUAUACCCGCCGUCAGCUUCUCACCUUCUUCGACGCCGAUUCCGUCGAUCAGCUCAAUCACUUCGCCUCCCGAAUUUCCGAGGACGUCAUGGCCGAUGGUGAUCCCGCCGUCGGCCCUCGUAUGCGUUGCUCCAAUGGCUUGUGGCUUGACCAAUCCCUUACUUUGAAGCCCUCUUUUAAACAGAUUCUAGACUCUGAUUAUAGAGCCGCUCUGAACCCGGUGGACUUUCAGACCAAGGCUCCUAAUGUGAGGCAGCAAAUUAAUUCCUGGGUGGAAAAUGAGACAAAUGGCCUGGUUAAAGACCUUAUCCGUGAGGGGUCUCUCAACAACUCAGUAAAACUCGUCUUUACAAAUGCAUUAUACUUCAAAGGAGCAUGGGAUGAGGAUGAAAGUCCACCCCUUCCAAGCACAGAGGAUCGACGGAACGAAAACUUCACGAGGGUUCCCUUCAUGAUUGGGAAGAGGAGAGAAUUUGGUAGAUGGUACGACGGUUUUGAAAGGUUCUGUCAG